GUCUCGUCCAUUCCACCCACUUUGCUUGCUCUGCUCUGAUGCCGUUAAUAAAUGAGCGCCAAACAGCAACUGUCAAACCAGACAAUGCACGAUCUCAAUCGAAACAGCGUGGUCAUGUCACCGGCUCCCGUUCCGCUCCAAACAAACCUGAAUCCAAAGCAUGGACACUGGAUGACUUUGAGAUUGGCAAAGCCUUAGGAAAGGGAAAGUUUGGCCAUGUGUAUUUAGCGCGUGAAAAACAGAGUGGAUAUAUCAUCGCCCUCAAAGUCCUGUACAAGACCGAGCUAGCUCACAGCAACAUUGAGCGUCAGCUUCGUAGGGAAGUUGAAAUACAAGGCAACCUCCGGCACCCUAACAUCUUACGACUGUAUGGAUACUUUCACGAUGAGACUCGAGUUUUUCUCAUAUUGGAAUUUGCAGCGAAAGGCGAAUUGUACAAGCAACUUCAGAAAUAUGGGAAAUUCCCAGAACGGAUAGCAGCAAAGUAUAUUUUACAACUGGCUAAUGCUCUUGCCUAUUUACAUCGUAAACAUGUUAUACAUCGAGAUAUCAAACCGGAAAACUUGAUGCUAGGUUUACGAGGAGAGCUUAAAAUUGGUGAUUUUGGGUGGUCGGUGCAUACAGCUGGAAAUAGCACAAGACGACAGACUCUAUGUGGUACUUUGGACUACCUUGCUCCUGAAAUGGUGGAAGCUAAGGAGCAUAGCGACAAGAUCGAUAUCUGGUCGUUGGGAGUGCUAAUGUAUGAAUUUCUGUGUGGUAACCCUCCGUUUGAAGAUAUGGCUGGAUAUAGGGCGACAUAUUUGCGUAUCGCUCGUGUAGACCUUAAAAUUCCAAAACAUGUUAGUCCCGAAGCAGCAGACUUAAUUCGAGAGUUGCUUAAGUACAACCCAGACGAUCGGUUAUCUCUGGAUCAAGUUCAGCAGCAUCCAUGGAUUAUCAAGCACGUUGGAGAUCCUCCUCCUCCACAACCUAAAUCCGCCUCAUUGCCUACUGCUACCACCACUGAUAUCCCAGUGGGUAGCAAACCUGUCUCCAACUGAUACCCAAUUUCGGUCAUAAUCGACAUUUUUUUCUACCAUAUCCCCUAACUCCUGUAUUAUAUCCAAUGUUUUUUAUCGUACUUGCCCCUAUCUA
Messenger RNA from Umbelopsis ramanniana AG, 1137 nucleotides. RefSeq lists its product as uncharacterized. Gene Ontology annotation, cellular component: spindle pole centrosome; spindle microtubule; spindle midzone. Gene Ontology annotation, molecular function: ATP binding; protein kinase activity. The record is from RefSeq and is a predicted model, not a curated record. Lineage: Eukaryota; Fungi; Mucoromycota; Umbelopsidomycetes; Umbelopsidales; Umbelopsidaceae. Gene Ontology annotation, biological process: protein phosphorylation; mitotic spindle organization; regulation of cytokinesis. Bases 39 to 1043 code for a protein of 334 amino acids. The transcript has 6 exons.